GAAUUUAAAGAAUAGACUCUCGGAUAUAUUCCUCUUGUCUUAUUUAUUCAUCUAAAAUUUUUUAAAGAAAUCCUUUUGUUUACCAUAGUUUUUUUUCUGCAAGACAAAAAAAAAGUAUUCUCCGAAAAACAGACAGAAAUUUUAGUAUUUACGUUUAUAUUACAUAAACUUUGACCACUUGUGUAUAUAAAACUGCGUGUUUGAACAUGAUUUUUUUAGGUUAUGAAUGCGAAUCUUGUGAAUUUUUUUCAUAUUUUAUUUAAAAAAAUAGAAAAACAAAAGAAAAAUGAAUAUUAUUAUUUUGAAUAAUGUUAAUUUAGAUAACCAAGUUAUUAACGGUGUUGUGUUUCAUUAUCAACGUGGUGAGCAGGCAAAUAAUAUGAAUGACAAUAAUGAAUUGGCGGAUAAAUGUCCAAAAUAUAAUUUAAAAGGAAUACAGGCUCAUCGAUCUUGUGAUCAAAUUUUGCUUGAUUCGUCGUUGAGUUUCAAUAGUAAAAAAAAUAAAAACGAUUCGCCUUUAUUGACAGUGAAAAAAUUAUUCGUCACCAAUCUUGCGGAUAAGGCAACUCUAGAGGAUUUAUUGAAAAUAUUCAAAAUAUACGGCGAGGUGAGUGAGUGCGUUAUUAAAAAAAACAGAAAAAGUAACUACGCUUUUGUUACGUUCACAAAUGUUGAUUCUGCAAAAAACGCAUUAAAGAAAGAAAAUGGCAGAAGUUUGCAUGGAAAAAAUUUAACGGUAAUACCAGCAGAUCCUCGACAUCAACCAAAUCCAAAAAAGCCGCCAAAUGAAAAAGAUGAGCCAAAGAAAGGUCAAACGGAAAAUUCAUGUUCGAGUGGUGAAAUUUAUCCAUUGAUUCACAAAAUAAGUGACACAUGUUUAAUGCACAUUUUUCAAUAUCUUUCAAUUGCCGAGCGGAUAAAAGUCGAAGGAGUUUGUCGACGUUGGCGCGACGUGAGUCUCGAUUCAUGGCGCACAUUAAAAAGACUGGAUGUAAAUUCAAUUUCAUGGGGUUGUAAAAGUGGUAAAAUUGAGACAUCAGAUCUUUAUCAAAUUCUAAAACGUUGCGGACGUUAUAUAACGACAAUAACAUUUUUUGAAAAACAUCGAAUGAUGCCACUGCGAACAUUAUUUAUCAUUGGAAAAUGUUGUCCAAAUUUAAAAAUUGCCUAUUUAGGAACAUUAGAAGUGACACCACGUGAAAUUGAUUAUAUUUUAUCGCAAUGUCCAAAUCUCGAAUUUCUUGAAUUUGAUUCAUCACAUUUUCGUGAUCGUGAUUUUCGUCGUCUCUUUGCAAUGAGCAAUCAAUUAAAAUAUGCGAGUGUUGAAAAAAGUAAAAUUGACGGCAGCUGUUUUACUUGCUUACCGGAAAAUGUUGAGACAUUCGUUUUUCAUGAAGCUAAACGAAGAACUGAAUUCUACGCCUUUGAAUUCGUCGUUAAAAGAUUGAAGAAUCUUGAGAAUUUGUAUUUGAAUUUCUCGAAUGAUUCCGAUGAAGGUUUACCGACAUUCGAGGAAGAUGAUGACGAUGACGAUGAGGAGGAUGACGACGACAAUGAUGAUUAUGGAAACAAUGAUUCCGAUAUUGAUGACGAUAUUUACGAAAAUUACGAUUAUUUCGACGAGAAUGAUGAAUUUCUCGAUGAAAAUGACGUUUUUCUAGACGAGGAGGACAAUUUUGACGAAGAGGUUGAUGAUUUUCAUGACGAGGAAGAUGAUUUUCAUGACGAGGAGGACAAUUUUGAUGAAGAGGUUGAUGAUUUUCAUGACGAGGAAGAUGAUUUUCAUGACGAGGAGGACGAUUUUCAUGACGAGGUGGACGAUUUUCAAGAUGAUGAGGACGAUUUUCAUGAUUUUGAUGAUGGAUUCGAUAGUAAUGACGAGGAUAAGGGGGGAAAUUUAGAAAAUUCGGCUUCACAAACAUCGUCAACGUUCAAAACUGCCAGUGGUAAAAUGAUAAAUUCCACAACGUCCAAGGAGCAAAAUUCAAAAGUCUCUCCGCAAAAGAAGGAAAACGAAAAAGUUGAGGAAGACUUCAGCGAUAUUAACUCAACAAUUACUGAUGAACUCGAACCAAUGGAUGAUAAUUCCGAGAAAAGUUCAUCUAAACCUGAUUCCAAUCUCAAAACUCCAAAGGCUGAACACUCCGAUGCAAUUUUCAAAGAUGAAAAACAAAUUCCAAGCGAUGAGAGUUUCAAAUCUCCGGAAAAUCGAAAUUCUCCUUCGACUUCGUCUGUAAAUCAAAGUAACGCCUCAAAAAUUGAAAAUUCACCUUCAAAAUCAUCGGAAAAUCAGACUUCACCUUUAAAAUCAUCAGAAAAUCAAAAUUCGUCUUCAAAAUCAUCGGAAAAUCGAAAUUCGACUUCGAAACAAUCGGAAAAGCAAAGUUCAACUUUGAAAAUAACGGAAAAUGAAAAUUCGAGUUCAAAAUCAUUGGAUAAUCAACCGUCAACAUCGAAGAACGGAGAAAAUUGUGAGGAGAAGAAGAAUGAAGAAGAUAAGAAGGAAGAAUUAAUUUCGACUAAUUCGAAUAGUGGAGUAACGAAUAAUUUGGCUAAUGAAAGUAUUGAUUCACUCGAUUAUUAUGUAGGCCAUGAUGAUGAUGAUGAUAAUGAUAAUGAUUAUUAUAAUGGUUUUGAUGAUUAUGAUGAUGACGAUAUCGACGAUGAGUAUGAUAAUUUCGACGAUUAUUUAAACGACCAUUACGAUCAAUAUGAUUAUGGCUUUAAUGAUUUUGAUGUUGAGGAUGAUUUUAUUUUUGAAUCGCAUUUAGCUGAAACAAUACGUCAAACGUUGAUGCAUUGCAAUACAAAAUUGAAAAUUCUCCAAUUGAAAAGUUGUUCGUUUGCCGGAUUAACAUCACACGAUUUAUUAACGAAAAUAACAAAUUUCACGCACUUAGAGAGACUCGAUUUCAGUGACAAUGCAAUUGUCACCGAUGAAAUACUCAGUGCGAUUGGAGCGAAUUGUCCAAAACUCAACGUUCUUCUGAUAAAUCGUUGCUUUCAAGUGUCAGACGUUGGAAUCGGUGGAAUCGCACUUUUACCAGAAUUAAAACACCUUUCAAUGAACGAUCUUUCAAAAGUCACUGGCAAACAAUUAUCAACAUUGUGCACACUAAAAACACUUUAUUGUGCCCGUUGUCCAUCAAUUGUUGCCGAUGGUUUAGUGAAAUUAAUUGCCAAUUGCCAUGAAUUGGAACAAUUGGACAUUCAAUGUUGUAAAUUAAUUACAAAUUCAUUUAUCAUUGAUAAUGUUGCUUCCACAUUGAAUAAUCGGAAAAAUAACAUAAAAUUAAAAAUAUUCGCACGUGCCACUGGAAUUGAUGUGAAAAUUUUAUCAGCAAUUAUAAAAAAUAAUGUUGAAUUAAUGGAACUAUCAAUGGAAUUUCGACAGGAGAAAUUUGAUUCAUUUAUUGAUGGUAAUCGUGGUACGGAGAAAACUGAUAAUAAAAAUGGACUUGAAUUGAGGGAUUUUCGUGGAAUGAUAUUCGAAAGUAGUACAUUCAAGGAAGAUAAAGAAGACUGAAAUCUAGUGAAGCUGUUGAGAUACACUUCAAUCUCGCCAAAUAUUUAGAA
Molecule: messenger RNA, 3576 nt
Organism: Leptopilina heterotoma
Lineage: Eukaryota; Metazoa; Arthropoda; Insecta; Hymenoptera; Figitidae
Exons: 9
Coding region: 287-3526 (1079 amino acids)
Biological process (GO): SCF-dependent proteasomal ubiquitin-dependent protein catabolic process
Cellular component (GO): SCF ubiquitin ligase complex
Molecular function (GO): protein binding; RNA binding
Source: RefSeq, a predicted model, not a curated record